Molecule: messenger RNA, 719 nt
Organism: Populus euphratica (Euphrates poplar)
Lineage: Eukaryota; Viridiplantae; Streptophyta; Magnoliopsida; Malpighiales; Salicaceae
Product: ferredoxin-A-like
Exons: 1
Coding region: 67-516 (149 amino acids)
Biological process (GO): electron transport chain
Cellular component (GO): chloroplast stroma
Molecular function (GO): electron transfer activity; 2 iron, 2 sulfur cluster binding
Source: RefSeq, a predicted model, not a curated record
CCUAGCCACAACAUUUCCACGAGCCUCCGACUUCCUUUAGACUCCUACAUUCAGAGAGAGAGAGGAAUGGCAACCACAGCAGCCCUCAGCACCAGCGCCAUGGUUAGCACCUCGUUUGCUAGACAAAAGCCAGUGACAAGCCUACGGGCUCUUCCCAGCGUGGGGGAGGCGCUUUUUGGCUUAAAAGCCAGUCGAGGAGGACGUGCUCGAGCAAUGGCAGCGCACAAGGUGAAGCUCAUCACUCCUGACGGCGAGAAGGAGUUUGAUUGCCCCACAAACGUCUACAUCCUUGACCAUGCUGAGGAGGCGCAUGGAAUGGACCUCCCAUACUCAUGCAGGGCUGGAGCUUGCUCUUCAUGUGCUGGCAAGGUUGUGCAAGGGACUGUGGAUCAGUCUGAUGGUAGCUUCCUUGAUGAAGGCCAGAUAGCGGAAGGUUGGGUUCUCACUUGUGUUGCUUAUCCUACGUCUGAUGUUGUCAUUGAGACGCACAAAGAGGAAGAUUUUAGUGCUUUUUAAUCAUAACUACUUAGAUCUCUUUUUGUUUGUGUCGGGAUCAGGCCGUGUGUUCGAGAGGGAGAUAUCUAUGAUCAUUGAUAAUCUUUCUUCUUGUUGAGUUUCUUCUUUCAUUUUGUAGUCUCGAAUGAAACUGCUAUAACUUAAUAAAUCUUAUUUGCAUUCGAGCUAUUCUUGAAAAUGAUUUUUAUAGCAUAUUUCGGAAU